UGCAACUGCAACCGCCCCCUCCCCCUGGGCUGAAGUGGAAGGGGGUGACGGGGUUCCUUCCCCUGCAGCAGGCAGUUCCUGCCCCUGCCGUCUGUUCCCCCUCCGUCCCUCUCCGCCGGUGGACCCACGCCCUGCAUCCCACAUCCCACAUGGGCCGAAGGGUGGAAGGAUCGAUCCUGCCCGACCUUCUUUUAAGGGCAGCCCACCUGCCCUUGUCGCAGCCCAGGUUGUCCAUCUUCCACAACCAUCCCGCCCUUGCCUUUUCUCCUUCCCUCACGGUCGCCAGUCUCGACCACGCGUCAAUACGGCCUCCUCGACCCUGUGUCGGUCCCUGUCGUCAAGCACGCACCACUCCUUUCGCGUCUUUGAUAGAUCGCCGCUCUUUUUUCCCCUUGCAUCCAGCCGACUCCCUUGACUCUCAGUCACUGUUUUCCCGGCCUGGUAUCACCCGCACCGAAUCCAUAUUUAGAAGUCCUUCGAGACUCUUUCCGUGGCCCGUCUCCUUCACAUUCCUUUCACUUCAGCACUCACUCAAGGAUCUGCGCUGGCACCGCACCACCCUCCUUGACAACCCUCAAAGCGAACAAAGAAAGCGACAAAGCAACCAGUCCGCCGCCGCCACCAGACCGCAUCCGCUCCAAUACAUCGGUGCGAUAAGUACCGGGCGAGUCCGCAUCGAGCAGGGUCCAUCGUUGCUUCCGGAAUUUUGAUCGACUUUCUCCUCAAAACACACAUCACAAUGCUUCGCAAGAUGCAACUUUUCGCCUCGGCCCUGCUGGCCUCGGAGGCUGCCGCUCUCGUCGCCCACCACAGGCACGGCCACCAGCCCUACAAGCGGGACCUCGUCUACGCCCACACUGAGGUUGUUGUCGAGACCACCUGGGUGACCAAGACGGUCUACGACGACGACCCGGUUCCAACCACCACCCCCUCGGUCUUCAAGGCUGCCGUUCCUGCCAAGCCCACGACUUCCAGCUCCUCGGUGGCUCCUGCGCCCCCGCCGCCGCCUCCUGCGCCGCCGGCCCCCACCACUGCUGCAGCGCCUUCCCCGUCGCCCUCGCCGCCUCCGCCUCCGGCCCAGGUUCAGAUCGAGAACAAGCCCGAGGCCGUCAAGGCUCCUGAGCCCAAGUCCUCGGCGCCUGCACCUCCACCUCCACCUCCGCCUCCGCCUCCACCUGCAUCUGCCCCUACGCCCGCGACGCCUACUCCCCAGCCUCCUGCCAAGCCUACCGAGCCCAACACGGGCAACUCCAACUCGGGUAGCUCCAGCCCGGCUCCUGCUACUGGCGGCAAUAAGCGUGGUCUGUCAUACAACGAGGCCUCUCUCACGGCUCCCUUCCUCGGUUCCGGCAACAAGCUCAGCUGGGCUUACAACUGGGGCCAGCGCCCCGACGGCCUGAGCGCCGCCGGCAUUGACUACGUGCCCAUGCUCUGGGGACCCAUCGACAUGCACACCAACACCUGGAAGAAGAAUGCCGAGGACGCCCUCAACAAGGGCGCCAAGUCUCUGCUCUCGUUCAACGAGUGCGACUUCCCUUCGCAGUGCAACAAGUCCCCGGCCGAGGCUGCUGCCGCACACAUUCAGUGGAUGAACCCCUACGCUAGUCGCGCUUCCAUCUCGUCGCCUUCCAUCACCAACAGUAACAUUGCCGGCCAGGGUCUCGACUGGCUCCGCGCCUGGGUCCAGGCCUGCAACGGCCAGUGCAAGUUCGACUUUUGUGCUGCCCACUGGUACUCGCCGCCCAACCCGGCCGACCUGCUCGGCCACCUCGACAAGGUACACGAGAUCUGCCAGGGCAAGCCCGUGUGGCUUACCGAGUUCGCACCCAUCAGCGGCGACAAGGCCAAGUUCCUCGCCGACGUCAUGAAGGAGCUCGAUACCAACCCCAAGUACAGCUACGUUCAGCGCUACGCCUACUUUAUGGUCGGCGUGGGCGACGACAAGCUCAUGUCGAGCGCCUCGGCCCUCAACACGGUCGGCCAGACCUUUGCCUACCAGUAAAGGGGCUCCUCUUCAUUUCUUCAAGACCCGUUUUACCAACUCUUCUCGCAUUCGUUGUACUACCACCACUAGGGAUACUGGGAUUUUUUUCUUUUUUCAAACGAACAUGACGGCAAUUCAGGAUGUAAGGAGGGGCAUCUGGGAGGCAGACAAAAAUAUCCACCACGGGUUUUACGACUUCUCUUCAUCUUGUACAUAUUCACCCAGGAAGUGACGAUUUACUUCCCGAUACCCUUUGCGUCCUUUGGACCACUCUCCAGACGGAUCUUCUUUGGUUGGAAGUUCGGUUCAGCCUGCGUUGCAUUAUCGACCAAUUGAAGAUUUGAGAGCAAAAUGCCGAUUCCUUCUUCCAACGUGAUUAGCUGUCUAAGUAAGGGUGGCUUCAUCUACUG
Molecule: messenger RNA, 2394 nt
Organism: Gaeumannomyces tritici R3-111a-1
Lineage: Eukaryota; Fungi; Ascomycota; Sordariomycetes; Magnaporthales; Magnaporthaceae
Exons: 1
Coding region: 740-2002 (420 amino acids)
Biological process (GO): fungal-type cell wall polysaccharide metabolic process
Cellular component (GO): fungal-type cell wall
Source: RefSeq, a predicted model, not a curated record